CGAGCACGGCGCGUCCCGCUCGGGCACGGCCGCGCACCCGUCCCGCCGAGCGCCGCCCGCGGGGCCGCCCCAGCUUCCCCUUGCCCUCGGCCGGCGCGGAGGGGAGGGGGAAAGGAGGCCGGUGGCGUUUCCGCCUGCUCGGGUCCGGAUCUCUCAGCCGGAGACAACUUUGUCCCGGGUCGGCGAGGAGCGGUGGGGCAGCGCGGAGGAGGGGGAGGAUGAGGAUGCUGCUGCUGCUACUGGUGGUGAUGAUGAUGAUGGUGCCGCCGCGAUGUACCGCGCUCGGAGGGCUCUGGUGAGACGCGCAGCUCCCCAGAUGCGCGCCCGCCCGGAGGAGGCUGCGGUGGUGCAGUUGCACGAAGAAGCUUCCCGUCUGAUUUAGUCCCGAUACGGACUCCUUUAUCUUUUUUUCCCUUUUUCUUUUUUUUUUUUUUGUUUUGCCCCUGACGGGGCGGGCGGCUUGGCCGGUCGGGCCAGCUGGCAUUCGGAGGGGUUUUGGUUUUCUUUUGUCCUAGGGACCUUUCUGCAACUAUCGGAAGAGUCUCUGCUGCGUGUGUGUUCCCCCUCCUCUGCCCUCCUGCGUUUCGUGCAUGUUGUACUGGAGCUGCUCCGAUCGGGGCCGGCUGUGCAGAGCCCCCCCCCGCCCCCUUCCUCCUCCUCCUCCCGCCUUCCUCCCUUGUUCAUCGCUCCGUGUCUUGCCGAUGACCUGGCCCCUUCGCCGACGCCCGGGAGCAGCGCGGCCCUCCCUGGAGACUUUCUCUCGCCCCCCCGGCUUGCGACGGUCCCGCCGCUGACACCGCGUCCCGCUUCCUCCGGCUGGAUUUUCCCCUCCUGGCAAAAAGGCAGAAGUGGGGAGAGGAGUCGCCUCCACCCGGGGUUUCCGGCCUCACAAUCGCAUCGGCAACUUGCGAGCCCGAGAGGGGGGAUUAUUCACUCCCGCGGCGGGGCGGCCGCGGUCCCCCACCCGUCCCCCCCGCCCCCCACCCCGUCGGGUCCCGUCCCGCCGCGCCCGGGCGCUCUGGGCGCCGCCCGCCGGCCGAAGCGCCGCCGAAGGAGCGCGGAGCGGCGGUGACCGACCGGAGCGCGGCCCGUCCGCCUCCCCCGGGCAGCCCCAGCCGUCCCCGGAACAACAGCAACAAAGGACGCCGCGGCCGGAGGAUGUCCCCGCGGCGGGGGCACUGAGCGGCGCCUCGCCCCGCUCCUGCCCGUGGCGGAGGAGGAGGGAAGGCGGCCGGCGGGCGUCGCCGCUCCGGCCCCCUCGGCACCCCGGGGUGUGAAGCCGGGACAGGGCGGGGGGCUCGCCACGAGAACCGCGCUGUGAGGGAGCCCCGCCGCGCCCGGAGCCAUGUUCCCCCAAAGCCGGCACCCCACCCCGCACCAGGCUGCGGGCCAGCCUUUCAAAUUCACCAUCCCGGAGUCGCUGGACCGCAUCAAGGAGGAGUUCCAGUUCCUCCAGGCGCAGUACCACAGCCUUAAAUUGGAAUGUGAGAAACUGGCAAGCGAAAAGACAGAAAUGCAGAGACACUAUGUGAUGUAUUAUGAAAUGUCGUAUGGAUUAAACAUUGAAAUGCACAAACAGACAGAAAUCGCCAAGAGAUUGAAUACAAUUUGUGCACAAGUCAUCCCAUUUUUGUCUCAGGAACAUCAGCAACAAGUGGCGCAAGCUGUAGAACGUGCCAAACAAGUGACCAUGGCUGAACUGAAUGCCAUCAUCGGGGUACGUGGCCUUCCGGGUCUACCUCCUACACAGCAGCAGUUGCAGGCUCAGCAUCUCUCGCACGGCCAUGGACCUCCAGUGCCUCUAACACCGCAUCCGUCAGGACUCCAGCCUCCAGGAAUCCCUCCACUCGGAAGCAGCGCUGGCCUUCUUGCCCUUUCUAGUGCUUUGGGUGGGCAGUCUCACUUGGCAAUAAAAGAUGACAAGAAGCAUCAAGAUGCAGAACACCACAGAGACAGAGAGCCGGGCACAAGUAAUUCUCUGUUGGUCCCGGACAGUCUGCGAAGCACAGAUAAACGCAGGAAUGGCCCUGAAUAUGCCAAUGACAUCAAAAAGAGAAAGGUGGAUGAUAAGGAUUCCAGCCACUAUGACAGUGAUGGGGACAAGAGUGACGAUAACUUGGUUGUAGAUGUAUCCAAUGAGGAUCCUUCUUCCCCAAGGGCAAGUCCCACUCAUUCGCCACGUGAAAAUGGCAUAGAUAAAACCCGCCUGCUGAAGAAAGACGCCUCUAGCAGUCCAGCAUCUACGGCCUCUUCAGGAAGUUCCACUUCCCUCAAGUCCAAAGAAAUGAGUCUGCAUGAAAAAGCCAGCACGCCUGUUCUGAAAUCCAGCACACCGACUCCUCGAAGUGAUGUGCCAACUCCAGGCACUAGUGCUACUCCAGGACUUCGUCCAGGCCUUGGCAAGCCUCCAACAAUGGACCCUCUGGUUAACCAGGCUGCUGCAGGUUUGCGGACACCAUUGGCAGUACCAGGACCGUACCCUGCUCCGUUUGGAAUGGUACCUCAUGCUGGCAUGAAUGGAGAGUUAACCAGUCCAGGGGCAGCCUAUGCCAGUCUGCACAAUAUGUCACCCCAGAUGAGUGCUGCUGCUGCUGCAGCUGCCGUGGUUGCCUAUGGAAGAUCUCCUAUGGUUGGGUUUGAUCCUCCUCCUCACAUGAGAGUACCUGGAAUCCCUCCAAAUCUAGCAGGGAUUCCUGGGGGAAAACCAGCCUACUCCUUUCACGUUACUGCAGAUGGUCAGAUGCAGCCUGUUCCUUUCCCACCUGAUGCCCUCAUCGGUCCAGGAAUCCCUCGCCAUGCCCGUCAGAUCAACACUCUGAACCACGGGGAAGUUGUGUGUGCAGUUACCAUCAGCAACCCCACAAGACACGUGUACACGGGCGGGAAGGGGUGCGUCAAAGUCUGGGACAUCAGCCAGCCUGGCAACAAGAGCCCUGUCUCUCAGCUGGACUGCCUGAACAGAGAUAACUACAUCCGCUCUUGUAAAUUGCUGCCUGAUGGAUGCACCCUAAUAGUUGGCGGGGAAGCCAGCACAUUAUCCAUAUGGGACCUGGCAGCACCAACUCCUCGUAUAAAAGCAGAGCUGACAUCCUCAGCCCCUGCCUGCUACGCUCUGGCUAUCAGCCCUGAUUCCAAGGUGUGCUUUUCCUGCUGCAGCGAUGGGAACAUCGCAGUGUGGGAUCUGCACAAUCAGACGUUGGUCAGGCAAUUCCAGGGCCACACAGACGGAGCCAGCUGUAUUGACAUUUCUAAUGAUGGUACCAAGCUCUGGACAGGAGGUUUGGAUAACACUGUCAGAUCCUGGGACUUGAGAGAGGGAAGACAGCUACAACAGCACGACUUCACAUCACAGAUAUUUUCCCUUGGUUAUUGUCCUACUGGUGAAUGGCUAGCUGUGGGAAUGGAGAGCAGCAACGUAGAAGUGCUACAUGUAAAUAAACCAGACAAAUAUCAACUGCACCUUCAUGAGAGUUGUGUAUUGUCACUCAAGUUUGCUUACUGUGGUAAAUGGUUUGUGAGUACUGGGAAAGAUAACCUUCUUAAUGCAUGGAGAACUCCUUACGGAGCCAGUAUCUUCCAGUCCAAAGAAUCUUCGUCAGUGCUUAGCUGUGACAUCUCUGUGGAUGAUAAGUACAUAGUCACUGGCUCUGGAGACAAAAAGGCUACAGUCUAUGAAGUUAUCUACUGAAAAAUAUGAUGGGGAUAUAACUUUUAGAAGUUGAACUGGGCCAAAAUUGGUCUUAAUUGUAGAAGUAGAAAGGUUUUGCCUUUUAAAAAGGAACAGAAGUAUUGAGGUUCCAGACCUUGCCAUGAAACUACUCCAAUUUUUCAAAAUAGAAGGCAACAUCCAGCAACUAAAUAUUGGCUACGUGGACCAAACGGAACACACAGGCAAGAUGGACAGAUGUAGCCUAGGUUUUUGACAUAGUUUUUAAAAGCCGAGUCUACUGAAGAAUGUUGGAGCCUUUUAUUUUUCGCUUUCUUUGUGACCUCAUGCAAAUUGUUCUCAUUGCCUGAAUAUGGGGGAUAAAUACCUUUCUGUUCCUUGCAGUUCAAGUUGCAUUCUGUCCUGUGUAGAGCAGUGGUGUCUCAGAUGAACUUGUUUCCUGGUUUUGCAUAGUGUGAUAUGUUUUUGUAUUUUUGUUGAAGGUCAAACAUUUGUAUAAAUUGUAAAUAUAUUUAGUUUAUUACAGUAAAGGCUUUAGUACCAACAACCAGUCUUUCCCCACCCCACCCCCCACCCGCCCUGCUUAUUUAAAAUUAAAAACCUUUUGGGGAUAUAAGUACCUUUUUAGAAGCAAAAGCAAACACUAUGUAUAGUUUGAAAAUGGUGUCUUAUUCUUUAUAACUCCUCCUAGAUUCCUUUAUCAUACUUCAAAGUAGUUGUUUUGACAUAUUAGGGUAUCAAGUUCAGUAGAUGCUGUCUUGUGGUACAAAAAACUUAAAAGGCAAUUUUGUACUAAUUAUAGUGUAAAUAUAAAAAUUGAACAUUUCACAAAGUUGUGCAGUUUAUUUUAAGUUUUUCCUGAUGUCCCAUGUAUAUGUUCUUUGGCAGAUACAGUAAUAUGUGCCUGAUCAUAACUCAUUUGAUCAUUUCUCUAAAAGAAGAGGUGACUUCCCUCUCCUUUCUCCCCCAGCUGAACAGAAUUCAUGCGAGACUACGUUUUAACUAAGUAAAUUAGAGCCUUUAUUCAUUAACCGAGGAUGUCUAUGAUUAAACAAAGCUAGAUAAGUUGCAUCCUUCGUACUUUACAGAGAAGUGGUAGUUAAUGACCAUUUCCUUUUUAAUGUCUUGUCUAUACUUAGAUACUCAGGUAAAUUUAACUAAAUUACCAAAAGUGUGAGUUUUACAGGGGAUCACUUAAACAAUGUUAAAUACUUGCAGAGCCGCAAGUGAAGUGAAUUAGCCUAAACUAAGUUAAACUCGCUUCUUAAUUUCUUGUGAGAAUAUUGACAAAGGAAUAUUUUGAUUUUUAACCAACUCACUGUACAAAUUAAUUAGAAUUAAUUUUCCUGAGUGUCCCAUAUUACGCAGGCCUGUAGGCUCUAUGUAUUCAUAGUGAGCAAUCUCUGAGUCCUUUCUUCUGUCGCAUCAGUGUGUGACAUCUGUGAAGGGCCAUGCUAAGCAGCCAGUUACCAAAGUUAUGCAUCUUCAAAUCAAGUUUUCUUGGUGUACUCGAGAAAUGGAUGAGGAGAGAAUGUGUACGUUUUAUUCUAACUAUGUUUUUUCUGAUUAACGAGUUCUACCACUGUGUGCUAGACAAACUUAGCUAUUGCACCAGUGAGGGCCAUGCAUUUCCUACAUUCUGUAAUUGAAUUAGGAUUUCUGUUACUAAUGGAGACUACAGAUGAACAGAAGGGUAUCUUUGAACAAAUAAUUCAGAUUACACAAACUGGCAGACAGGUUGAGACUCAUCUAUGACAAGCUGCUUUCUCAUUUUGAUAGCAUUUGACAAUGACCUAUAUCCCUGCUCUUUCAAAGGCACGUAACUAGGAAGAAACAAGCUUGACUGACAGAUGCAUUGACUGGAUAGGGAAUUUCUCAUCUGGGGGCAAAUUUUCUCUCAAUUUUCAAUCUGAAGAGACAUCAGUUUUCUUUUCAAUUUACAUGACCAUUCUACUGAAACCAUUUUAUAGCAUCUAGAAUUGUAAUAGCCUUAAUACAUUAACUUUGCAUUUGGAAUGUAAAAUGUUAACCAUUCAGGAUAAUCUGGUUUCCUAGACAUUUAAAACUAGUGUUCUAUCCAUAUGUAUCUAUAUCUUUGUUUAUUGCUGUGUUGUGAAUAUCUAUCUGUAUAAAAAUGACAGACCAGCUUAGGUGGUGGCCACGUUCCUUUCACACAUAGUGAAGCAAAAAGCAGAAUCGUCAGGCUUUUCAAAGAGAUAAUUAUAUUUGCUACAUUGAAAUACUGUGAAGUAUUAUGCCAUUUUAAAAAGGGAAAGUUUAGAAAAAGAGUACGUACUAGGCUACUUGAUUUUUACGCUGACCCUGUUUUCAUAUUGAAGUUUUUCCGAACGUCUGAUUCUGCCAAUGAUCGUUGACUUUGUUUAGCAGCACUGGCAAAUUUGCUGCAGUUCGGAACAUUUAGAUUUCUUCCAAACUACUGUCACCAUGGCUUUUACUUUAUAGGUGUUCUUUUGCCUUUCUUAAAAGUUGAUAUCAGAGGAACCAAGAAUGCAAGUAGUAUAACACAUUCAUGUAACUUAAAAAAACAUACACAUGUAUAUAAUGGAUCUGCUAUAAGUUGUGACAUAGUGGUUGUUAGUAAGACCACAUUUCAGCGAUCAAGAGGUUCAAAAUCAUAGUGUCAGGAGAAUCAUUAAAUACCUUUUCUUGUUAGCUUCUAGGAUGCACAGUGAGUCAGAUUAUGGAAUUAGACAUUAUUUAUGCAUGUGAAUGAAUUUAAUCGUAUUUGUACCAUAUGUUUCUUGGUUGUAAUUAAGAAAUUACUUCUUUUUUUUUCCCCCAAUCAGAUCUACUUUAAGCCUUGGGUCUGAAAACUUGGGGACACGUCAUACAAUAGUCCUCUCAAUGUAUUGUUUCAGGUUUAACUUACAGUUUAUGAAACUUUUUUUUUUCAUUUGUCAAACAGUAAAGCUAUUCCACCAGCAGAUGUAAUUUUUAAUGAAAAGACAUUUGGUGAAACCUUGGCAUGUCUUGUCUAUGCUAUUACCUACAAGAUUUAAAACUUAUAGAGCUUAAAACUUCUGUAAGUUCUUAUAGCCCUGUGUAAAGUGGUGGGUGGAAAUAAUUGCAUAUUGAGUGAAGAAACACCAACCCAGACCAGCAGUAACAGAAAACGCACUGGGAAAAGCACAUGGAAAAAAAGAGGUACAGCAGUAACUAUGGUGUAGGUAAUUAUUAUUAUUUUUCUUUUCCCAAUUUAAUUACAGUCCUAAAAUAUUCCUUUGAUUUAGCCCCUUUCUGGGAUUGUGUUUGUUUGCUGGGUGGCCCUCGGUAUUCAGAGAUGUGUGAAUGCCACUCUGGCAAACACUGGUGCCAGAUAGAAGCAGGGAGUCCUUACGAAUGACAUAUUGGAUGUCAGUGCAAACAAUAACCGAUGAAGAGGAGAUUUGUGGUAAUAUCAAUUCAACUGAACAAAAUCCUUUGCCAGCUCUAAUAUGUAUAUUUUGUAUAUGUACGCUAGGCAUAACCUUUUAUCAAUCAAUUGUGCAGAAUAUCAUGAUAUUACUCCACACAAUGCAUUAGUCAGUGUGUCAGAGUACCUCUUUUGGAUUAUAGUUCCAAGCAAAGGUAGUUCCUCACAUCAACCCACAAGCUGCUGGUCCUUGAGAGAGAAUUUUCAUCCACGUUAAUUCUUUAACCUUGUUUGGCAUUUCAAAAGCUUUUGUUUCUUUAAAGGGAAGAGGGAGCACCAAAUAAAUAUGAAGUUCAUAGACUGUUAAAUAAUAGUGUUAUGUUUUAAUAUAAACAUCAAAGUAGAAUCCAUUAUCUAGUUUCAUGCAUACUUUUGUGUAUAAAUGAUUGACCAUAAUUUUUCUGUGACAUCUCUGCAUUGCUGAUGCAGGUGAAAUUUUCAGAAGCAUCUAAGUUACUUAAGUAACUUAAACCGAGAUUGACAAAUUGAUUUUUUUUUUUUUUUUGGUGUGUGUGGAAAGACCACCCCACUUAUAAGUCUGUGGGAUCAUGUAAUCUAGUUAGAGUAGUCCUUCAUAUUUUCUAUUAUAUUGGUGCAAUUUUGAGUCGAUGGGGAAGUUCCACCAUUCUUGUGAUUAAGAGAGGUGGAUUUUAAUAUUUCAGGCUAAGGAAGAGUACUGAAUUCAGAUUUCGCACUACUGAUAAAGUGUUUACCCCUUAAGGCACUUCACUGGAGAAGCUGGACUGGCUCCAACUGUGCUGUCUCUUUGAAGGAUUUUUUUUUUUUCCUACCACAAGUGCAUAGAAAGAAUGUGAGAAUGUAGGUCUGUACAAGACUUGAAUCAUGGUGUCUUGCGAGAGAGAGGUCUUUUAUCACAGAAUAAUAAGCAGCUCAGAGUAGGACCUGAUGAACACCAGAAUGAAAGAAAGACUUCAUGGCAGGGAAUACACGGAGGGACGAGGGAGAGUGGGAACAUACACACACUUACAUUUCAGUGGUAGUCUAACACGUAAUCUACAAAAUUCACCUAGAACGAGAUUCCAGUAUGCAGUUGCACUGACUUAUAUUUCUCCGUAAAGUUGUUCAGAUGUUUCCGCAUAGUAAUUCAAGGCCACCUGAGCUGUGUAUUGGAAGGGGGCAUUUCUUUGGCAUCCGUAAGCAGUCAUCGAAUCCUAAGAGGAAAGAGAGUUAAAUCACAGCCAGUUCUCAACAUUUCCCAUUACCUAAUAUUUUUGUAGCUCCAAGAUCAGCUUUCCAGCAAUUGAUAAUCCCAUUUUCAGCAACAUGCUCCCAGAUGUCCCGUUGCAGCUUAAGUGCUUAGUGCAGGUGGUAGAUUUUGCUAGGGAAACCAGACAUGUAGGAGCUGGGUGCUUUAAAAAUCUGCCCUGUGGGUCUAGAUUACUGACAAUUCUAAGAAGUUUACUCAGAAUUUCAGUUUAACUAUAUAGGAGAGCUCAAACACUCACUUAAACAUUUUCUAAACCAGCAAAAACUCUGCUUUGAACACACUUUAAGCACAUGGGUGUGGGGUUUUUUUUGCUAUUUUUGUGUUGAUUUAUUUCAUUUUUUUCUUCUUACAGAACUUUAAAAAAAUCUAUAAAUUGAAUACAACAAGAAAACACAAAGGGAAAUAAGAAGAAUGAAUGAAUAAUUGUUUUCAGAGGGCAGAAUGUUCUUAAAGAUGCUGUAUCUCAAAACAAAAGAACCUAUUGCUUCUACAAUAUAUUAAUUCUUUAGAGAGUUGGGUUUGUGUUUCCUUGGAGCUAAACUGCUCUUCUCAGAAAACUGAAUAAAAAAAAAAAAAAAAGGUGGUGUGGGGAUCAAUGUUAGUUAGCAUUUUCAAAUCCAAGCAGACUUUUGUUUUUUCUUCUCCCCCCCCCAAUAUUCUUUAUUGCCAGGUCCCACAGUUCACUCCUAGAAGCUGAGCAACUGGCUGUGCCCUUUCCGGCUCAUACAUUCGUAAGAAUUCUGUUGCUAACAAGUCUGUUGGUGAUAUGUAGACUUCAGCAAAAUCUGAAUGAAUCUUUUAGUGGAUAGCUGGAGAGAUAAUAUCAGCCAGUGUAUGUUGUAAUAAUUUCCCUUACUAAAGCAAGCACUCAGAGAUAAGAUAGCGUCAUUGUUCCGUGCUCAUACUUUUAUUGUUUGUGGAAUUGCUGGUCGGUGUAGUUGACUCACCAUAGAAAAAUUCUGUGGUAGCUUCUGAGGUAAAACUUAAAUUUCGAGAUCUUUCCUCUCCUAAAAUUUGAGAUGUGAUUUUUCCCACAGUAAGGUUAUGUUGAUUCAUAGAAGAGAUGCUGCAAGGAGCAUUAGACAGUUGCUAUUGCAUAGAACUUGGCAAGGAUUGCCUUUGCUAUGUCGACAGUACAAAGGCAUAGUAUCUCUUGAACCUUGUUUCUAUCUCUGUUUUCUGCCAAGAACAAGGUAGAGGCGAAGAUAAUGCAUAGUUUGGAGAUGUAAGUAAUCAAACAUACUAUUAUCAUUACCCCUUUUGUAUAUUCUGUCAUUAGCAUAGAAAGUGGAGAAGAUACCUUUUAACUGCAAAUAAUAAAUGCUGGUUUUCCUUCCAUUUUAAUGGCAGUUUAAAAAAGUUAAACAAGCAGAAUGAAGGGGUCAUAAAUGGAAGUUAACCCAUAGUGUUGGGAAACUUAGAAAUCACUUGUUACUUUCCUGGUAGUCAGCCUAAUUUGUUUAAAAUAAAAUCCAUCUGUUCAUUUCACAGUCUUUGUCCCACCUCCUUACAGCAAUCCACAGUGGAUUAACCCAUUACUUUAAAAAUUGACUGCAAUUACGAUAAGCUAAUAACUCUGUAUUUUGUGGUUUGCUGUAGCAAGAUAUUUUAUAGAGCAACGAAGCUUCCCUGUAUUCUUAAAAAAUAAUCAGCUAUUGUUAUUUUUUGCAGUUGGACCUGAGUAUUUUCUUAAUUAUGUUUCAAGUAAAUAUACAAUCUGAUGGUUUUGCAGAUUCAAAAUAUUUUUGAUUGCUGAUGAAUCAACCAAACAGUGCUGUUAAGUAUGUAAAUGACCUUAAUGUCAGUUUGGUAUUUGCUUAGCAUGCCAUGCAUGCAACAAAACUUUGGAGUGAUUCAACUUUUGUGGCCACAUUAAAUUUCCUUCCUGGAAUAAGUUUCCUUUUCAUACAGGGACCAGUUUACUACUGUGCUCCCCUGUGUUUUCUCCUGAAUAUGUAUUAGUCCUCUAGAGAUGUUUUAAUGCGUUAUACUUACAUAAUGCUUCUACCUUUCUCUGUCUUUCUGAUUGUUAAUUAUAUGAGAUGUGUAUUUCUGACAGCAGUUGAGUGAAUAUUCGCUAAUCUAUGAUAUAAUUGAGUUUUCGAAUGUGUACUUCAAGAAGUUUAUAGACUUGUAUAGAGAAAUCAUUAAUUUUCAUUUGUUAAACUCAAGAUUCUCAACUCCUGAUACUCCUUUGUGUUUUUAUCAGUGAAUCUGUUUAAGGAAGUACUUCUGGUUUUUUAAUGGUUUUCAUAGCUUUUUUGUUUGUUUAUGUAGACACUCUUCUUUGUGUCUUGAGUGCAAGUUAUUGACCUGGUACUCUAUUUAUAAUUAUGCCUGGUUCUUCAGUAUUUUAUCUAGCUGUAACUUAUUAAAAACCACAACUAUGAAAUGGGGAUAUUAAUGACAAGUGGUUUAAAUGUGAGAGUUUCAAAAUGCAUGUUAGAAUAUUUCAACACUUUGUUCACUGUAAUUUUACAUUUUUUCAUUACUUAAGUAAUUAAAAAAAAUCCUUAGGGUUGAAUUAUAGUAAAAUUUUAUACAUCUCAGUACUAAUUUUGUCUCCCAGUGGACAGCAAUAAUUUAGAUUGGAUUGUUUUUACCUAAUUUAUUCUUAUUGGGGGAGAGGGGAAAAUAUUAACCUUGCAAAUUUUACUAAUUAUAAUAAUUUCAUUAAUA
Molecule: messenger RNA, 11007 nt
Organism: Grus americana (Whooping crane)
Lineage: Eukaryota; Metazoa; Chordata; Aves; Gruiformes; Gruidae
Product: transducin-like enhancer protein 1
Exons: 20
Coding region: 1346-3688 (780 amino acids)
Biological process (GO): negative regulation of canonical Wnt signaling pathway; regulation of DNA-templated transcription
Cellular component (GO): transcription regulator complex; nucleus
Molecular function (GO): transcription corepressor activity; protein binding
Source: RefSeq, a predicted model, not a curated record